CAGACCGAUCAGUUGCGUUGACAAGCUGAAAGCGUCGAGAUGAAAUCGUUCGUGGUGUGCUCUCUGAUCGGAUUGGUGCUCCUGGUGGCCGCUGGCCAAGUACGCGCCGAAUGUGACGAUACCAAGAGUCCUGAAGACAGCGACAUUGGCCACUUCUUCAAGAACCUGGGCUGCAAGUUUAACCAGGGGGCCAAGGAAGUGGUUGAGGCCACCAAGCCGUACGCCGAAAAAAUUGGCGAGGGCGCCAAGGAGUUCGGCAGCUCCGUGGCCCACAAGUACGACGAACUGAAGCACAAGCUAACCGAGGAGCUCUCCACCACGCCCAAGGUGCCGGUUGCUUAUGACGCCCCCACCGAGAAGGUCCUUCUGGCCCCCAUCGGAGGACCCAGCACCCCGGCCCCAUAAGGGAUGAAAAUCCGCCUGGAGUCUCCCUCUUUGUUGCACAAGUCUUCUUUGUUUUUUUUUUCUUGUGAUCUUUUUUAAUAAAAUCUAAAAAAAAAAAGUGA
This is a messenger RNA of Drosophila eugracilis, 506 nucleotides long. RefSeq lists its product as uncharacterized. Bases 40 to 405 code for a protein of 121 amino acids. The transcript has 2 exons. The record is from RefSeq and is a predicted model, not a curated record. Lineage: Eukaryota; Metazoa; Arthropoda; Insecta; Diptera; Drosophilidae.